GCGCUUUAUGGCCGCGAGCAUUUGAUCUUUUUCUAAGCCUGGAGACACAAAUGCAUCUUCUAGGCGCAAGAUCGAUCAUAUUCAUUUGAUCACUCCGCACUCCUCCUCUUCCGGAACUCUUUCCUACCGUGGCGGGUAGAUUCUGGCGCAGGAGGGCAAAAGCAUCAUCCAUUGAUCCGCGUCCGCAAUUACAACAUAUCCGCGCACCUUUACGACUAUUGUGAUUUCAUCUGGUGCGCUCCGCUGGUAGCCUGGUUUUCGGAGCUAAACACGCUCUUCUUUUCUAACCGUUGCAAGCGUAUUUUUUCGACCAAAGUUAGGCUUCCUUGGCGCGUCGGCCUGAGGUUGUCGGACGCAAUACACGAUGAGCUCCAGUAAAGACAGUUGGCCGCCUUCAGCUGGCGCUGGCUCAACGGGGGCUCCUCAGCAUACUGAUGGCGGUCAACAUCAGCACCAACGUCCACUGGGAGGAUUUGGUUCAAGUAGUUCUGGACAGCAGAAUUCGCCUGGUCAGCCAGGUGUUCCAGUGCUUCCUCCUCCUUCUGCAUCGUUUUUCUCUCCCACUCAACCUAACCCGCACUCGUUGCCCACCAUCGCGGGCUUGACCCAACCGCCCUCCGUAUCUCCUAGCCAAGGCCCGUCACAUACGCAGCAGCCGCAGCCGCAGCAACCGCCUCCACAACCAUUAGGGGGUGCUCCUCAUCACCCUGCGCAGCAGGGCCCCGGUUACUCUCUACCGGCCAUUGGGCAAGCCGUCCAAGCACCACCUUCGACGCAAACGAGUAUUGAUCGUGAACGUGAAAUGCGAGAUCGGGAACUACGAGAGAGGGACGCCAGAGAGAGACAGCGCCAGCAAGAAGAGGCCGCAAUGCGUGAGCGCGAUAUGAGAGAGAGGGAGCAUAGAGAAAGGCAGCAGCGUGAACAGCAUGUGCCUCAGCCACAUCAAAAUCAUGCUGGAUCUAUCCCGAUCCAUCAACCCGUGGCUUCCAAAGUUCCGACUGUCAUCCAUGGGCCCAACGGGAUACUCUCGAAUUUGGGAUCAAGCGCAGGGCCCACACACCCUAGCAGCCAUCUUGGGGGGCCAAGCAGCCAUGGUAGCGUGUUUGGGGGUCCGCCGCCUUCGCAGAUGGGCGAAGGGGCUUCGCGGUCCAUUAUGCAACAUCCUGGACAAGGGCCGCAACCAAAUCAGCCCCAGCAACAACCGCCGCAGGCUCAAGGUCAGCCACAACCGCAAAUGAUGGGCAUUGGCUCGGCUCAAGGUCCCCAUCAAAUGCCUGGUGGUGUUGCUGGUUUGCCGCAAGGGCAGCAGCCGAUUCUUAACGAUGCAUUGAGCUACCUUGAUCAAGUCAAAGUUCAGUUCGUUGAUCAGCCAGAUGUUUAUAAUCGAUUCCUUGAUAUUAUGAAGGAUUUUAAGAGUCAAGCGAUCGACACGCCUGGAGUCAUUGAUCGCGUUUCAACUCUCUUUGCCGGCCAUCCAAAUCUAAUUCAAGGAUUCAACACUUUUCUCCCUCCGGGCUACAGAAUCGAGUGCGGCACCGGAGAUGACCCAAAUGCGAUCCGGGUUACCACUCCGAUGGGGACGACGGUAUCCUCAAUGACGGCCGGGCUUCGGCCCCCAUCGAUACCUCCGUCAGGCAGUCUCGGCCCCGGCGCUGGCCCCCAUGUGGCGAGACAAGCUUACUAUGAUCAGGUUCCUCGUAGUGCCAGCACCGCCUGGGGACAAGGGCCUCACGGGGCAGGCGCCCCUCCAGGAAUUUUCGACCCGAGGGGACCAGAGCCAGUUUCUGCCUAUGGAUUAGUUGGUGGUCUCAGCCAUGGCGGCCAACCCGAAAGCCAAACUCAGCGAGAGCAACAGAUGAUUGCCGGUCCCUCAGCGGGCAUGUCUCACCAACAGGAACCCCGAGCAAUCACGCAGCUGCAGAACGCUGCCGCCGCCGUGCCCGGCGGAGCAGGGCCGAGGCAGGCAGUUAUGCAAGUUUCUCCUAACGGCGUGUCGGGAACCCCGCUACCUUCUUCUGUGGCAGGUGUUAAUGGGAUGAGCCCCGCUGGCCAAAGUGGGUUGCCCGGAUCUGAGAAGAGAGGCCCAGUUGAAUUCAAUCAUGCCAUUAGUUACGUCAACAAGAUCAAGAAUCGCUUCGCCUCUCAACCUGAGAUAUACAAACAGUUCCUAGAGAUUCUUCAAACAUACCAACGGGAAUCGAAGCCUAUUCAAGAUGUCUAUGCUCAAGUUACACACCUCUUCAACUCCGCUCCGGACUUGCUGGAAGAUUUUAAACAGUUCCUGCCCGAGUCGGCGGCCCAGGCCAAGGCCCAGGCGGCGGCGAAGCAAGCUGCAGAAGAUGCUGCCAUUCUCAGCAAUGUGCGCAAUGAUCCGUCUUACCUAGCUGGAGCGCAUUCGCUUCCCGGCCAGCAGACACCGGGAGCCCAACGGGUCGAAGCUCGGAUGCCGCCUGUUGGCAACUUUGCUCCGCCGCCAAGCGUGGGUAAGGAAAACAAAAAGCGUCGUGCUCCCGUCGGGGGCCAAGUGGCCGGUAUUAGCACUGGAGGUGCUGCUCCCUCCCAACCAGCCGAACUUGUUGCAGGCGGGGCAAACCUCGCGGCGAAGUUUGGCAGUGUACAGGCUGGAAGCUUAAGCAAGCGAGCCAAGACACACCAUAAGCCGAGCCAACCUGAAGCUCCAGCUGUAUCACCAACUCUUACGCCUGCGCUUCCGGAGCCGUUACCACCAACGUCUAGCUCGGCAGCAUCGACUGAAGAGAUUGCUUUCUUUGACCGUGUCAAAAAGUUCAUCGGCAACAAGCAGACGAUGAAUGAGUUCUUGAAGCUCUGCAAUCUCUUCUCGCAGGACUUGAUUGCGAAGAAUGUACUAGUCCAUAAAGUCUCAAGCUUCAUCGGCGGAAAUCCAGAGCUGAUGACUUGGUUCAAGCGAUUCGUAAGAUACGAAGGAGGCGAUGAAGUCAUUGAGAAUAAACCAAGGCCCGAAAGCGAACGGGUCACUCUCAGUAAUUGUAGAGGCCUUGGCCCCAGCUACCGACUCCUUCCAAAACGAGAGCGGUUGCGGCCUUGUAGCGGACGGGACGAACUUUGCUGGCAAGUUUUGAAUGACGAAUGGGCUUCACAUCCUACCUGGGCCUCCGAAGACUCCGGGUUUGUCGCUCACAGGAAGAACAUUUUUGAAGAAGGACUUCAUCGCAUUGAAGAGGAGCGUCAUGAUUAUGACUUCAACAUUGAGACCUGCUUGAGGACUAUACAACUUCUGGAGCCCAUCGCACAACAAAUUGCACUCAUGUCCGAGGAAGAGAGGAAAACUUUUACUUUGCCCAAGGGUCUCGGUGGACAGAGCGAGACCAUUCCUCAACGAGUGAUCAAGAAAAUUUAUAACCGGGAGAGAGGCCAGCAAGUCAUUGAUGACAUGUUUUUACGACCCUGCGCUGUCGUCCCUAUUGUCCUUUUCAGGCUAAAACAAAAAGCGGAAGAAUGGAAAGCCAGUCAGCGUGAGUGGGAUAAGGUCUGGCGAGAGCAAACUCAAAAAAUGUACUGGAGGAGCUUGGAUCACCAAGGCAUCCACGCUAAGCAAGCAGAUAAAAAGCGUUUUCAAACGAAGACUCUGCGCGAAGAAAUCUACACCAAGCUCGAGGAACAGAAGCGGCAACGGCUUAUCCCAUGGAGCACUGUCCCGAAAUACCAAUUCGCUUACACCUUUGAAGAUACCGAAGUCAUUCUAGACGCUGUGCACCUGCUCCUGACUCACUUGGAAUAUGCGCAUCCAGGCAAUGUUUCCGACCAUCAAAAGUUGAAGAAUGUCAUUGAGGACUUUAUUCCGGCUUUCUUCAGCCUUGACCCCGAAAAAUUUCAGCAGCACAUGAAAGACACCUAUCUCAAUGGCUCUCCAGCCAAUGAAGAUAUGGAAGAUGAGACCCCGGGCUCAGAGGAAGCACCGUCUUCGAGAAGUCGUCGUGGCCAGAAUGCAAGCAAAUCCGACCUUCUACGUGGAGUCCUCCAGCGAGGUCGCAACAGCAAAUCUUCUCGCAAGGAAAAGGAGGGAAGUGCUAUGUCUGGAAGUAAAGAAUCCACUCCGGACAUUAGCUCCGCCGUCGAAGAUGAGAUCAGCAGACCUGUCGAGAACGGAACAGGCUCUGUCACUCCUACUGAGACUACGGUUGAAAAAUGGAUUGAGCAUCCUGUGUCUGGCAACAUUCGCAGCAAAAGAAAUGUUCCGCCGAAUGGACCCUACAAACGAGACACGUACAAUCUCUACUGCAACUUGAACGUUUAUUGCUUCUUCAGAAUGUUUCAAGUAUUGUAUGAGCGUCUAUCCCAGAUCAAGCAGUAUGAAGACAAUGUCCACGAGGACAUUCGAAGAGCAAUGCUUCCGAAACCGGCGCGUGACCUUAAGGCCAUCGAUAAGCUUCCUUCUGACUUCUUUGAGGACAUAAGCCCUAGUGCAAACUAUUAUCACCAGGUACGGAGGAUGUGCGAGGAAGUUGUGAAAGGAGAGAUGGACAUGAGCCACCUUGAGGACGCUCUGCGACGAUAUUAUCGGCCGGUGGGUUGGCAACUUUACACGUUGGAGAAGCUCCUCAGCACGUUGACUAGGUUUGCUCUUGCAAUCUUGAUCAGUGAUGCCAAGGAUCGAAGCAACGAUAUAAUUAAUCUAUUCCUGAAAGACCGAGAGAAGGAGGAGACCACUCACCAGACGGAAUUGAAUUAUCGAAAGCAGGUUGAGAAGUUAACCAAAGAUGGGGACAUAUUCCGCAUUACUUAUAAUGCCCCCACAACAAAAACUACUGUUCAAGUCUUCAAGAAGGAUGAUACGACCUUUGACACUGAUGAGUUGACCGCGGAAGCGAAAUGGUCCUACUACAUCUCUUCGUAUACUAUGGUUGAACCGACCGAGGGUAUUCCGCUUGAAAAGCUUCGCAUGCCUUUCCUGAAGCGCAACCUCCCACCUCAAUCGGAUUCUGACACUGAACUUGCGGCACGAUAUACGCCACAAGAGACAAACGAGAACCUCGUCAUCCGUGUCUGCGUAAACAGCUAUAAAAUCCUUUAUGAGCCAAACACCACGGAGUGGUGGUAUCACGCCCCGAAAUCGGUCUCUGAAAACGCCGAAGUCUCCCAACAAGCCGAGCGAAUCAAGGAGAAGCGGAAUAGCAGGUUUCAAGAGAAGUUUAUCAUGAACAACGAAUGGAUGAAAGGACUCAGUCGUGAUGAAGUCGAUCGGAAGAACGAAGAUUUUAAUACUUGGAUCAGGGACGGGGUGACUGCCAGCCAAAAGGACGGAAGUGGACCAGUCAAAGACGAUGAUGAGGCUAUGGCGGAUGUUUAGUUGUUUUUCGCUCGUGGUGUGCUGAACCUCCAUUUGUCGACGAAACCCUGCAAAUCAAUGACUGUCUAUUUCAUUUUGAGUUGAGUGGCGUUUUGUGUCAGGUCGGGUAGGACACCCUUCAAUCUGGAUAAUUGCGGUUUGUUUACUCUAUUCGUCUUACCAAGGUGAUGAGGGAUACCUUCAAAAACUUUCCAUGUAUCAUAUAUAUAAUUGUCAACUGCAUCAUGCCU
Xylona heveae TC161 is the source of this 5559-nucleotide messenger RNA. RefSeq lists its product as hypothetical. The transcript is spliced from 8 exons. Gene Ontology annotation, molecular function: transcription corepressor activity. The record is from RefSeq and is a predicted model, not a curated record. Gene Ontology annotation, cellular component: Sin3-type complex; chromatin. Bases 365 to 5329 code for a protein of 1654 amino acids. Gene Ontology annotation, biological process: negative regulation of transcription by RNA polymerase II. NCBI's taxonomy places the organism in Eukaryota, Fungi, Ascomycota, Xylonomycetes, Xylonales, Xylonaceae.